ACAUGCUCUCACCUGUCACCAGCCCUAUACAACAACGCUACGCCACACUGAGCCGGGUUAUAGCUACCCCGCGACACCGUGUCCGUUUUGCUUACAGGCACAAAGCUAGCGACCAAGUCCGCGCGAGCCUGCCACGGUGCAAUUGAGGCUAGUCACGUGCUGCUUGCCUGCUUGCGCAUUCGCUUCUUCCGAUGGCGGGUGGAGCGUUCGCCGUGGGCGACGGCGCCCCGUCCGUCCACUACGGCGGCGGCAUCACCUUCUCCGUCGUGGUCACCUGCCUCAUGGCCGCCUCCGGUGGCCUCAUCUUCGGCUACGACAUCGGCAUCUCAGGCGGCGUGACGGCGAUGGAGUCGUUCCUGGAGGAAUUCUUCCCGGGCGUGCUCCGGCGGAUGGCGGCCGCGCGGCGGGACCAGUACUGCGUCUACAACAGCCACGUGCUCACGGCGUUCACCUCGUGCCUGUACCUGGCGGGGCUGGUCGCGUCGCUCGCGGCCGGCCGCGUCACCAGGGCGGUCGGGAGGCAGGCCGUCAUGCUCGCCGGCGGCGCCUUCUUCUUGGCCGGCGCCGCCAUGAACGCGGCCGCGGUGAACAUCGCCAUGCUCAUCGUCGGCCGCAUGCUGCUCGGCUUCGGCAUCGGCUUCACCAACCAGGCGGCGCCGGUGUACCUGGCGGAGACGGCGCCGGCCAAGUGGAGGGGCGCGUUCACGACGGGGUUCCAGCUCUUCCUCGGCAUCGGCAACCUCGCGGCGAACCUGACAAACUACGGCGCGGCGCGCAUCCCGCGGUGGGGCUGGCGGCUCUCCCUGGGCCUGGCAGCGGUCCCGGCGUGCGUCAUCCUCGUGGGCGCGCUGCUCAUCCCGGACACGCCCAGCAGCCUCAUCGUGCGCGGGCACGUCGAGCAGGCGCGCGCCGCGCUCCGGCGCGUCCGCGGGCCCAAGUCCGACGUGGACGCCGAGCUGGAGGACGUGGCGCGCGCCGUGGACGCGGCGCGCGUCCACGAGCAGGGCGCGUUCCGGAGGAUCCUGAGGAGGGAACACCGCCCGCACCUGGUGAUGGCCGUGGCCGUGCCGCUGUUCCAGCAGCUCACGGGAGUCAUCGUCAUCGCCUUCUUCUCCCCCGUGCUGUUCCAGACGGCCGGGUUCGGCAGCAACGCCGCGCUCAUGGGCGCAGUCAUACUCGGCGCCGUCAACCUCGGCUCCGCCCUCGUGUCCGUCGCCACGGUCGACCGCUACGGCCGCAGGCCGCUCUUCUUGGCCGGUGGACUUGUCAUGAUCAUGUGCCAGGUUGCGGUUGCUUGGAUCAUGGGAUCGCAGAUCGGCCGUGACGGCGAGUCCACAAUGGCGAGGAAGUACUCGGUCGCAGUGCUGGCGCUGACGUGCGUGUUCUCGGCGUCGUUCGGGUGGUCGUGGGGGCCUCUGACGUGGGUGAUCCCCGGCGAGAUAUUCCCGGUGGAGGUCCGGUCGGCGGGGCAGGGCAUCAGCGUGGCCGUCAACCUCGGGGCCACCUUCGUGCUCACGCAGACGUUCCUCUCCAUGCUCUGCAGCUUCAAGUACGCCGCCUUCAUCUACUACGCCGCCUGGGUCGCCGUCAUGACCGCCUUCGUAGUGGCAUUCCUGCCGGAGACCAAGGGGGUGCCCCUCGAGGCCAUGGGGGCCGUCUGGGCGCGCCACUGGUACUGGGGCCGCUUCGUGCAGGUGCAGCAGCAGCCCAAGAAUUAACGACGAGGCGCUCAUCAGCUGACGACGUCUUUGCCGCGUGCCGCGUGGUGUGUGUCUCUUUUGAUUCGUUUUCCGUACCAGUGUUGUUGUCUGUAACACAUGCGAGUAUUGAGAAGUUGACCAAUAUUGUUUGUUGGAACAUUGUUUUGCGGUGUUUUAUGUACGGAGUACGUUAUUCCAGAUUGAUAACAGUCUAUUGGAUUCUCUAUCAA
Messenger RNA from Brachypodium distachyon (stiff brome), 1930 nucleotides. RefSeq names its product sugar transport protein MST1. NCBI's taxonomy places the organism in Eukaryota, Viridiplantae, Streptophyta, Magnoliopsida, Poales, Poaceae. Gene Ontology annotation, biological process: monosaccharide transmembrane transport. The record is from RefSeq and is a predicted model, not a curated record. Gene Ontology annotation, molecular function: monosaccharide transmembrane transporter activity. Bases 192 to 1718 code for a protein of 508 amino acids. Gene Ontology annotation, cellular component: membrane. The transcript has 4 exons.